Cucumis sativus (cucumber) is the source of this 783-nucleotide messenger RNA. RefSeq names its product protein mago nashi homolog. Bases 80 to 538 code for a protein of 152 amino acids. The record is from RefSeq and is a predicted model, not a curated record. Lineage: Eukaryota; Viridiplantae; Streptophyta; Magnoliopsida; Cucurbitales; Cucurbitaceae. The transcript is spliced from 3 exons. Gene Ontology annotation, cellular component: exon-exon junction complex; nucleus. Gene Ontology annotation, biological process: RNA splicing.
GCUUCUCCCCCGAUUUUCCAAAAUUUGAGUCGCAGAGGUGGAGGGAGAGGAAGAAAGACGAAGCUUGAAGGCGGUAGCCAUGGCGGCGGAGGAUUUGGAGAACGGAGAGUUUUACUUGAGAUAUUAUGUGGGGCACAAAGGGAAAUUUGGACACGAGUUCUUGGAGUUCGAAUUUCGACCCGAUGGAAAGCUUCGCUAUGCUAACAACUCCAACUACAAGAACGAUACCAUGAUUCGCAAGGAAGUCUACCUCACCCCUGCUGUCCUUCGGGAAUGCCGUCGAAUCAUCUCCGAUAGCGAGAUUAUGAAGGAAGAUGAUAAUAAUUGGCCAGAACCAGAUCGGGUUGGACGACAGGAGCUUGAGAUUGUGAUGGGAAAUGAGCAUAUCUCCUUCACCACGUCUAAGAUUGGAUCUCUUGUCGAUGUGCAGAGCAGCAAGGAUCCUGAAGGAUUGCGGAUAUUCUAUUAUCUUGUUCAGGAUCUGAAAUGCUUUGUCUUCUCUCUCAUUUCACUCCACUUCAAGAUCAAGCCAAUUUAAAGACCGGCCAAAAUUCCUACUGUGCAAUUUGAGGAAUGUGCACUUCUCCAAACUGUGAAAUCAUUUUUAGGCUUUUUGGGGUAUCUGAGAAUUCUCGAUCGUAUAACAGUGUUUGAUUUCUGAAUGAAUAUUCAAAAUUGGAGAUUUGGAAUCUUUAUUGUUUUUGGAGUUCCAUCUUCUGGAUUUUAUUUGCGUGCGGAAGAUAUGAAAUUGUAUUGAUCUUCAUGUUGCUGAGUUAUCUGUUG